UGUGUCAGUUGUCAUUAAUAAAAAAUACGUAAUAUUUUUGCUUUCAAUAAAACAAAUUAAAACACUUUUAUACACCCUUCGGGGUGAAAAAAUUGAUAUUUGGUACAAAAUGUCGUUAAGAGCAUUAGGUACUCGACUAAUUAAACAUGGUACAGUACUUAUACGAAAUACAGGCAAAACUCGAGAAUUCAAUACUAAAACUAUCAUCGCUGAAAAAAUUAAUGCUACCGUCUCAUCUACUUCUACUAGCAAUUUCACCAGCAAUCAGGUAAUACCACGUAGAUUUGGACUGAGAAAUGUUGGAAUUCAAAUCGGUCUUCAAGCUCGAAGAAUUCUAAUUGACAAUGUCCUUAAUCGAGUUACUAACAGCCUAGCUGCUGACUUGAGAAAAAAAGCUGCACGAAGAAUUCUGUAUGGAGAUUCUGGACCAUUUUUUGCUCUGGUUGGUGUGAGUUUAGCAUCUGGAACUGGCAUUCUCACCAAAGAAGAAGAACUUGAAGGAGUAUGCUGGGAAAUACGAGAAGCAGUUUCGAAGAUGAAGUGGAACUUUCAAGAUGUUAUUGAUGAAAAGCAAUUCGAAAACUCUCCUAUAAACUUAGAGAAUCUAUCAUUUGGAAAACCUUUGGCAAAAGGAUCCAAUGCUGUUGUAUAUGCUACAAAUAUUAAAACAGAAACAAACCAACAGGACGAUCAAUUGUCUAUUUCCACUGAAGAUCAUGAUGAUAUUAAUAAAUUUCCUUUUGCCUUGAAAAUGAUGUUUAAUUAUGAUAUACAGUCCAGUGCUAUGGCCAUUUUGAAUGCUAUGUAUAGAGAAACUGUUCCAGCUAGAGUAUAUUACAAUAAUCUUGGAAUUUCUGAGUGGGAGAUUGAUUUAGCUAAGAGAAACAAACAUCUUCCUCCCCAUCCAAAUAUUGUCACUAUAUAUUCAGUCUUCACUGAUUUUAUACCAGAAUUGCAAGAUUGCAGAGGAUUGUAUCCAGCUGCACUUCCUAAAAGAAUACAUCCAGAAGGAGUUGGUAGAAACAUGUCACUAUUUCUACUUAUGAAAAGGUACAACACAAGCCUAGAACAUUUCCUUCAGGAAUCAACACCAUCCCUGAGAACAUCUAUAUUACUUUUCACGCAACUUCUUGAAGGUGUUGCUCAUAUUAAUUCUAACAAUAUAGCACAUCGUGAUUUAAAAAGUGAUAAUUUAUUAUUAGACACUACAGAGCCAGAGGCGCCCAUGUUGGUUAUAAGUGACUUUGGAUGUUGCUUGGCUGACAAAACUAAUGGUUUAUCAUUACCAUAUUCAAGUUAUGAUGUCGACAAAGGAGGCAAUACUGCUCUAAUGGCACCUGAAAUAAUGUGCCAGGUACCUGGAACUUUCAGUGUUUUAAAUUAUUCGAAAUCAGAUUUGUGGGCAGCAGCAACGAUAGGAUACGAAAUUUUCGGAAAGAAAAAUCCGUUUUAUAAAAACGAACGAAAUAAUUAUUUACGUAGCGCUACAUACAAAGAGGAAAAUUUACCUCCGAUGCCUGAUGACAUACCUUUGAUUUUCAAAAUGCUGAUUAAAAAUUUACUACAACGUAACCCCAGUAAGCGCCUCAAUUCAGAAGUAGCAGCAAACGUGUGUCAAAUAUAUCUGUGGGCUCCCAGCGUUUGGUUAAAACCGGAAAUUGCGAAAUUACCUUCAAGUACAGAGAUUUUACAGUGGCUGCUGAGUUUAACCACAAAAGUUCUUUGCCAAGGUAGAAUCAACAAGAGUUUCUACAAAUCUGACAAAUCAGAUAUAGAAAAAGGCGGUCGAAGAACUUAUCCAGAAUAUCUUCUUAUUUCCAGCUUUUUGCUAAGAGCUAAACUGUCAAAUAUUAAAGCUGCUCUAGCUUUUAUUCAAGAUGUCAACCAAAAUUAUUGAUUAGUACUAUUUAAAUUGUCAUAUUUUAUUGAAUCUACAGUUCUUUGGCAAUUAUAUAUACACUUUUAAAACUUCUUUGACAAUUAUUUCUUACUUGCAGUCUCUUAUUUUCCAAAUUAUAGUUAAAUAUGAUUCGAUUUUUUUGCUUCCUGAUAAAUGUUUAAUAGUCUGUGGAGACUUGUAUUCUUUUAGAGUAUUAAAUGAUAUUUUGGUAGUGUGCUCACUUUUUUGUUAUGAUCUCUGUCUUAAAACUGAAAAUUUGGUGUCCAAAUUAAAAAAAUGUAUACAUCAAUUGUCAUUAGAAACAAAAUUUUUUGCUAUGAAUAAAAUUGGCAUUUAAUUUUUUGUAGAAACAUUUUCUGGAAUGUCUAUUUCAUUUGUUAAUGAGCCCAAAAAAAUAUAUGAAAAUAAAGAAUUGUAGAUUUGAAAGUACCAUUUAUGUUGUAAUUAUUACUCUACUUGCAGUACUAAUAUAUUAUUUGUUCUAAUUUAGAAAUUAGAAUUUAUUUAAAAAUAUAUAUAUAUAUAUAUACAAUUAUCACUGGCUUGGUGAGACUGUUUGCUGUGAUUUAUUAUUAUUACUCUUAUUUCAGUUUAUGCGUUAAAAUUAAAAUUCUCUAUUAUAUUUUCAAAAAUAAAA
Diorhabda sublineata is the source of this 2537-nucleotide messenger RNA. It is a transcript of the gene Pink1, whose product is annotated as serine/threonine-protein kinase Pink1, mitochondrial. Gene Ontology annotation, cellular component: mitochondrion. Gene Ontology annotation, biological process: protein phosphorylation; positive regulation of mitochondrial fission; regulation of apoptotic process. The transcript is spliced from 8 exons. The coding region runs from base 110 to 1897 and encodes 595 amino acids. Lineage: Eukaryota; Metazoa; Arthropoda; Insecta; Coleoptera; Chrysomelidae. Gene Ontology annotation, molecular function: protein serine/threonine kinase activity; ATP binding. The record is from RefSeq and is a predicted model, not a curated record.